CGGGCGCGCGCACUUAACGUUCCCCCUUUUACUUCACUGUCUUGCUAUCACUCUACUCAUUUGCUCUCUUGUUCUCGUUCGUGUAGUGUUUGUGAUAGAAGAAAUUGAGAAAAGCAGCGGCGGAGGAGGAAGAGGAGAGGGAGCCACUACCGACACCUUGCGCAAACAACAGCCCUGCGACCGGCAACAGAAAGUACCAGUUUUCUACAACUGUAUUCUCUCCCGCGGUGAGGCUGUUUUGCACGUCAGCCUAGUGUCGCUGCAAUUGAUUUAUUCCAGGGUCUCUCAGCUGUUUCCCGCCAAAGUUUUGUUGCUGUCGGUUGUUGUGACUUGCAGUUACGUGUUCGAGGACACGCCAUCGGACGUCAAGGAGUUGCGUCGUAACGCGGCUGAGCUAGUGUGCGGUGCGCGCGCCCGGGCGCGCGCCUGUGUUUUAAACGCAAAAGUUCAGUGUAGCCAUUGAAAGAGACCCCUUGCCGACGGGCUCCUAACUGUUACUACCGGGAAUUGCAGUCCUAGUGUGCAUGGUGCGAGCUCCAGACAAGCCGCAAGACCCUUGUCGAGGCGAGGAAGAAGCGGUCCGAGAGCAGCCGAGGUACGCUCUGGUGGUUUGCCCGGGAGGACGGCGCGAGUACGAGAUUAUGUCAGUAUUUGGCAAGGGCGACCACCUGCUUGAGGAAAUCGUCGAGACGACUGAGGAGCAAGAAGCGGACCUCUGCAGCAGCGGCGAGACUGUUGACGAGUGUUCUGGUCUGCCGAUUAGCGACUUCGUCGAGGAGCCUGAACAUAAACACCAACCGGUGGCCUCUUCCUCCACUCGGCAGCAUAAGUCGAGUCGCUCAAGCUUUUCGGGUGGCGGGAGCGGGAUCACUCACCAGGGAAUUACGCUGAACGGUGCCUCCGGUGUGAAUCGUGGUACGUCGCGCAGCCACAUGGAGCAAGAGAAACGUAUGCGGCGAGAGAUCGCCAAUAGUAACGAACGCAGACGCAUGCAGAGCAUUAACGCCGGCUUCCAGUCACUCAGGACCUUACUGCCACACCAUGAGGGCGAAAAACUCUCCAAGGUAUGUACUCUCAAUGUUCAGAAACAUUACUUCACAAGCCAGCCAUAUUUAGUUGCAAUCUGGAACCUCAACAUUCCUAAUAAGGCGGCGAUACUGCAACAAACUGCAGAAUACAUAUAUCAACUUGAGCAGCAGAAAACUCAACUGUUAUCACAAAAUCUACAAUUAAAACGAUUAGUAGAUCAACACGAAGGUGGCGAUGUGCCAACCAAGAAACGUAAGGGAGAAAAUCAAGGUGUGGUGGUGAGCUUGCCAGUGCACGUAAGCGAGAGUGGAGAUGAAGGCCUUGGAAGUAUGUCCCCAGAGCCGCUCUCAGUCAUCACGGUCUCAGCCGACGGUCAUGCGUCUGUCGCCAGUAGCGAGGUCGCCGAGCUUAAGCGGCAACUCGAGCGGGAGCGCGUUACAAGGGCACAUCUCGAGAAACAGAUGAGAUCUAUGCAGAGUCAGCUCUUUCCCGAGCGUUUCCGCGAGGAACAACUCAUUGCAUAUCAACCCCACGAGAUGAUCGAGCACACGGGCAAUAUUCUGCCUGAAGACCUCGAGGAUGGUAUACCCGGACUUCAGGUAGUUUCGGUGGUCUCGGUACCGAGUGUCGGCUCGACUCAAACUGUAGAAACGAGUAAUGCGGACACGAACACGCCACCUCUUUCCCCCCAACCGGGCUGUGAAAUAAUUGUUUCGAACGGUACUACCGUUGGCCCGGACGAUUCUAAGGAUGCAGAGGAGCUCUUGUUGGAAUCACAACCGGACAGUCCAAAGAUCGUUGGCUUCGCCGGCGUCCAAGUAUUCACUUCAAACCUCGAUGAGCAGACAAGCCCUAGCUCCUUCGGCCCGGGCGGUGUAACGUAUACCACAAAUUUGCCGGUCGGUAAUACUACAACAGAGUUCAAGGGUUCACCCGUGAACCAAUUUAUCGCCGUUAGCCCGACAAGGUCCUUUUCUCCGGAUCAGGAUAUAAGUCAGCAGCAGAGGCUACCCAGUGUCCUUGAGGCAGCUAUGAAGGCUGAGCCCAAAGUCGAAGUGGAAAGGUUACCGUCACCUUCCAAUUCACUGGAUGAUGGAACACCGCAGGCUCGUCUAUAUUUAGCGAAUACCUCUCGGCAAAAUUUGGAGACGAUAGUAGAAGCAAUACGGCACCUCGAGGGUGAUCAUCUUUUUAGUGAUGAGCCUGCGCAGGAUGUGCCCCUGGCAUUGACGAAUAAGCAGAGUAAUGCUGAAAGUUCCAGUAGUAAGCAGCGGCUCCUCCAUGCUGAGGUGAAUAAUUUUCUACAGUUCCAUUCGGUGCAGCAGCAGCAGCAACAGCAACAGCAUCAACAACAGCCAAGAGAGUAA
Messenger RNA from Ceratosolen solmsi marchali, 2396 nucleotides. It is a transcript of the gene crp, whose product is annotated as transcription factor cropped. Bases 525 to 2396 code for a protein of 623 amino acids. Gene Ontology annotation, biological process: regulation of transcription by RNA polymerase II. Gene Ontology annotation, cellular component: nucleus. NCBI's taxonomy places the organism in Eukaryota, Metazoa, Arthropoda, Insecta, Hymenoptera, Agaonidae. The record is from RefSeq and is a predicted model, not a curated record. Gene Ontology annotation, molecular function: protein dimerization activity; DNA-binding transcription factor activity, RNA polymerase II-specific; RNA polymerase II cis-regulatory region sequence-specific DNA binding. The transcript has 8 exons.